CCUAAGGACGUAGAGGGGUGCGGAGUGUGGCACCGCAGGCCUCGGGGCGGGGCCGGAAGUGGGGCGCUGAGAUCCCCACCUCUGCGUUCAGGGAGGCCGCCGUUCCCCCGAUCUGUUCCUGGUCCCCUUCGAGUCACAGCCUGAAUCCGGGAGACCGGAGCCUUCAGCCUGGGCGGGGCGGCGCGGACCGGAAGGACGCCAUCCCGGCCUCGGCCAUGGAGGCUCCCGCGCUGUCCCUAACAGAGGAGGAUCUGACUGAAGUGAAGAAGGACGCUUUAGAAAAUUUACGUGUUUACCUGUGUGAGAAAAUCAUAGCUGAGAGACAUUUUGAUCAUCUCCGUGCAAAAAAAAUACUCAGUAGAGAAGACACGGAAGAAAUUUCUUGCCGAACUUCAAGUAGGAAAAGAGCUGGGAAGUUGUUAGACUACUUACAGGAAAACCCCAAGGGACUGGACACCCUCGUGGAAUCCAUUCGCAGAGAGAAAACACAGAACUUCCUGAUUCAGAAGAUAACGGAUGAAGUACUAAAGCUUCGUAAUAUAAAACUGGAGCAUCUCAGAGGCUUGCAGAGCAGCAGCUGUGAGCCCUUUGCAGCUGCAGCCACCAACAACCUUUCCAGGUCCAAUUCAGAUGAGAGUAAUUUCUCAGAAAAGCAGAGAGCGUCCAUGGUCACGUACCACCCGGAAGGAGAAUCUAGCACCGCUCCCUUUUUCUCCACGGAGUCUUCUCUGAAUUUGCCAGUCCUGGAAGUUGGCAGAACUGAAAGCAGCAGCUUCUCCUCGGGCACUCUUCCUCGACCUGGGGACCCCGGGGCCCCUGCUUUGCCCCCAGAUCUGCAGUUGGAAGGAGGAACUUGUGGAAACUCGAGCGAGAUGUUUCUGCCCUUACGGUCACGUGCUCUCUCACGCCAGUGACCUUCACUGCCUAGUGUCUCAGUGUUGAAACGUGUUGUGGAUGAUAGAAUCUUUUAUAAAGCCACUGUAACAGUACACUCAGGCUUCGCGUGUGUCCUAAAUCACAGUGUGCACAUCUCUGUAAAUAGGGUUUGUUAGCGUAAAGAAGCACACUACGGGUAGCUGGGCAUAAAUCAUGGAUGUGUGCUUCUCUGUAUUGACCCUUUCCCUCUUAGAUGUUUAGUGUUUUGAACUUUUUAUAAGACUAAUUUUAUCAACAUAUUUCUCAAUUUGAGAAAUCAACUCAUGGCUGAGAAUAAUGUUUCUUAGCACAUUUAUGCUACAAAUUUUCAGUUUGAUAUUUUUCCCAAUGAUCUGGCCAUACAUCUCAGCAGUACACUCUUCUGACUCGUAGAAAAGCCAGGCACUAAGGAGAGUCUUCUGCUCCUUGGUUCCGAGAAGCCUUCGGGUUCUAAAGGAGCACCUGAUGGCAUUGAGUCUCCUGUGACCUCAGUGGCCACAGUUCAUUUUGUACUGCUCUUGCCAGCCGACUAAGUGCCUUUGGAUUUCCGCCUUCGCGUCCUCAUUCUUAGCUCCGGAGAAUACCGUCCUGGCUGGGCAGUGGGUGCAUGCCUUUAAUCCCAGAGGCGGAGCUCUGAGUUCAAGCCCAGCCUGGUCUACAGAGUGAGUUCCUGGACAGCCAGGGCUACACAGAAAAAAUUAAUUAGUUGUAACUAAUUAAUAGUACUUAUAAUUGGAUAGAAAUCCUUCCUCUGAGCCUCUCAUUCUUUUUCGAUGAACACUGCUAUAUGGAUAAAGUAACUAGAGAAUUGUUUUUGGAAUAUGUGACAAUUUUGUUUUUAAUAUUUUCAUCAAGCAGCCACUGGCUACAGCUGUGUUUUUAUUGUAUUACAAAGUUUGACUAACUUUACACAUUUAAAAAAUGCUGAUUGUUUUCAUUUAAAUUAUAAAUACAUGUUUUCUGACAUCCACCUUCUAUAUAUUUCUAUUAUUUAAAAUGUAAGAAAUGAAAAGUUGCUAUUAACAAUAAAAAAUUUUAAGGUA
Messenger RNA from Microtus oregoni (creeping vole), 1958 nucleotides. It is a transcript of the gene Bcl10, whose product is annotated as BCL10 immune signaling adaptor. The transcript has 3 exons. Gene Ontology annotation, biological process: apoptotic process; adaptive immune response; canonical NF-kappaB signal transduction. The record is from RefSeq and is a predicted model, not a curated record. Gene Ontology annotation, molecular function: kinase activator activity; NF-kappaB binding; transcription coactivator activity. NCBI's taxonomy places the organism in Eukaryota, Metazoa, Chordata, Mammalia, Rodentia, Cricetidae. Gene Ontology annotation, cellular component: CBM complex; cytosol. The coding region runs from base 216 to 914 and encodes 232 amino acids.